AUGAGUGCAACAGGAAACGAAAGUUUUGGAAGAGGUCAAAACCUGGACGUAGAUCAUAAUGAAGAAGUAGACCAAGGAACAACAAUAGCAGGAGAUGAACGAUCAGGAAUACCUGGAAACACGAAACCUGGGGUUGGCCAAAAUGGAAUGUGCAGAGGAGACAAGGAAACCGAAGGCGAAGAUACCAAAGAUAACGCCCUCCUGCAUUCCAUGCUGCUUCCCCUCACCCCUGAGAGUCUGGUUCUUCCUCUUAGCCCAGAUAGCCUAUUUGAUUUUGAGGAUGAUCAUCAAGUCAUGCAAGUUGUCACAUCUACCCCGUCAACUCAUCCAGGCAAUCACAUGGAACCAAGCAGUCUUAACUUUUCAGAGGAGGCGCACCAACCACAAAAUGAAGGUGGCCAUAUCACAGAGUUGAUAGGAAAUGGUACCAGUUCAAUCAUCAUGGAAAAUGAUGCGGAUACAUCAUCCUCGUUUACGGAGGGAUAUGGCUGUGCCGAUGACGAAAUGAGCAGAGAUGUGAAAUCAAGUCAAGGGUUGUUAGAAGAUAUCGUCAACUCAUUCAUGGCAGAGGAAAAGGAUAAAACUAUGCAGGCUGAGCGAACUCCUAUACCAGCUGUCAUUGAACAACAACUUGAUUGUAAUCGCCAAGUAAUAAGUGAAAGUUCAGCCGCGGAGGACUAUGUUCAUCGAUCUCCAGAUAAUGAAGGUUGCAUAUAUGCAAUGAUGGAAUGUUCGGUUGAUGAUGGUAGUAAUUCAACCUCAAUGGAAGUGGUAGAUGAAGACGAUAGCGAGCCCGGGUCCAGAGGGGAAAACACCCAAGAUUCCUGUGAUGAUACGACCAGGGGAGAAAUAGAUCGAGAUGAAUCAAGUGAUGAUGAGUUAAGUGAUGAUGUAUUUGAAGAGGAAUGCAGCAACCCACCCAGGAAAGAUGGAUACAUUAACACCGACUUGAACAAAUGCAAUGCGUCUGAGGCACCAUGCUAUGAUGAUAUGUCUGAAGAUGAUGUCAGCACCAUAUCCAAGGGAGAGGAUGGUAUUAGUAUUAGCACCACAACCAAGGAAGAAAGGAAAAAAAGCACAAACAAAGAUGAUGACAAACAACCAUGCCUGGCCCCGGAACUAUUUGUCAAUGUCAGCCAUUUAGACCAUUUGAGGGCGGAAGCCUGUUCGGAAGGCAGUUUUGAUACUAAUGGUAUACGCCAUUCAUCUGUGGAAGAGAAGGGUGCCAUAACAUCUGGAAAACUCGAAAUGGACAAAUCACCAAAGCAACUGCCUUCGAAGUUUCCAUCAGUGACUGUUCCAACAUACCAGAAAAAGGACGGUGGAAAUCGGCCCUAUGACAGACGGCAGGCGUGUUUCUACUGUGGUGAAUUGAAGGCAAAGUUCCCGAGGCAUUUAGAAAAAUGCCAUGUUGAUGAGGUUGAGGUCGCUCGAAUUUUCAAUUUGACUGACAAGCAAACUAAACUGAAGGAAGUGGAACGUAUAAGGUUAAAGGGAAACUUCAACCAUAAUGUAAAGAUUUUACAAAAGGGUGAAGGCGAACUCAUCGUAGCAAGACGUCCAAUACAGCAUCGAGAUGCCAAUGAAUAUAUUCCUUGCAUCCAUUGUCUUGCAUUUCUUCACGAAGAUGAAGCAUGGAGACAUGCAAGGGUUUGCCAAUUCAACACCAAAUCAAGUGGUAAGGAUGAUGACAGUCGAGAUGACGAUGGUGACGAUGGUGAUGACGAGGAUGAGGAUGACGACAAUGACAAAAACGCCAACGGAUACAAGGGACACUCGAUUAAAAUUCAAAGUCGUAUCUUUCUUGAUGCUGCAACAACAGGAAGAGACCCUAACUCGGCUGACUUUGCCGAUCUACACAGUGUUAUAAUCAGUCCGAUGAGAAGUAAUGUGGUGAAAACGAUCAUAAAAAAGGACACAUUAAUACUGAAGCUGGGGGCAAUUUUGUUGAACAAAAUUGGUGUGAAGAGACAAAAAGUCAUAACACAACGUUUGCGCCUUCUUGGGAGAUUCUUGCAGGAGUUUCGUCAACUUAGGAACAAUCCAUUCAUCGGUCUAUCUGAAAUAAUUUGCGGAGAACACUUUGAUUCUGCUGUCAAGGCUACCCGAAAUCUUUGUUGUGUUAGCAAAGAAACAACAAUGGCGGGGGUGAGCCUUCUGAACACUCCAUCAAUCGGACUACAACUGGGCCACUCGCUUAAAAAAUGUGCGCUCAUCAAACAUGGCAUCGGAUUGAGAACCAUGGACAAGGACAAAUCGGAUGAAGCACACGUAUUUCUCCAACUUUUCAAUGCUGAAUGGACAGAACUGGUUUCGUCACACGCGCUCCAAAGCCUCAAAGAAAAGAAAUACAAUAAAGUAGAGUUAAUUCCAGUGACAGCGGACUUGCUUAAGCUUCGAACAUUUCUUGACAGAAGUAUUGUUGUUUUGGAAGAUGAGCUGAGGAAAUCCCCUUCUGAGAAUUCGUGGAGAAGACUGUCGGAAGGUAUCUUCUCCAUCGUUACCUUGUUCAACAAAAGGCGAGGAGGGGAAGUGGCAAAAAUGGUCGUUGGUUGUUUCACGAACAGACCAAACUGGAAGGAAAAUAGAAAUGAAGAUAUACUUCUCUCCCUCUCCCAGUUGGAGCAAAGACUCUUGGAAAGCCUGGACAUGGUGCAGUUACCAGGCAAGAGAUACAGAAAGGUCCAUUUGCUUCUCAAACCAGAAUGGGUUAGACCGAUGGAAUUGUUGGUGGAGAAACGAUCUCAAUGCAACGUGGCAGGCCAAUAUUUCUUUGCCGUGCCUGGGUCUAAUUCAUAUCUAUCCCCCUGGAAGGUUCUCAAUCGAUUUGCCAAGGACGCAGAGUGUACAAGACCGGAUCUCAUUUCGACAACUCGACUAAGAAAAUACACCGCGACAGUAACCCAGAUACUUGGUUUGAAGCCUGGUGAACUUGAGUGGUUGGGGAAUCACCUGGGCCACACUGUAGAGGUGCACAAGGAUUCGUAUAGGCUACAUGAAUCAACGAUUGAGAUGGCAAAGGUGUCGAAGGUGCUGUUAGCAAUUGAAAACGGGACAGCGGGAAAUUUCCAGGGGAAGUCCCUAAAUGAUAUUCACAUUGAUGAUAUUAAUAUGCCAGCUCAACAUGAGAGUGACGACGACCAAGCUGGACCCAAAGGUGACGGAGAGGGGAAAAAGACACGAAAGCAAAAACCAUUAAAGCCAAAUAAGAAAGUUGUAAAGAGAGGUGCAGAAACUCAUGAAUCACCAGAUACUUCGAUUAACAGCAGCGACUCGAAGGCUGAGGGUGGCAAAGAGUGGCGUCACCCAAAACGUAAGAGUAUAAAGACACCAACUUAUAAUCUAAGCGAUGAUGAUACGCGUGAUGACUCGACGAUUGAUGAAGAUUGUAAAGAAGAAUCGUCUGAAACAAGCACUGACUCUGGGAAUGACAGCUUAGUAGUGCCAAAACUGCCUAAAAAGGUCCUCCCAAAGCCACAGGCUCAGAAAAAGAUUCCCAGUAAAAAGGUCUGGGUAAAAUGGUCGAAUACUGACAUAGGCAUAAUACAAAAUGCUUUUAAGCGCUGCAUUCUAAAUGAAAGGGUGCCACGAAAGGCUGAUAUUGAGAAAGUUGUUGAAAACUACCAUACCUUAAAUCAACGAUCGUGGAUGCAAAUCAAAAGUAAGGUACAACACCUGAUUAAAAAUAAGAUGAAGGUUACUAGCACCAUUAUGGAAAAGGCCAAGCAAAGAUUGUGA
Messenger RNA from Lineus longissimus, 3738 nucleotides. RefSeq lists its product as uncharacterized. Lineage: Eukaryota; Metazoa; Nemertea; Pilidiophora; Heteronemertea; Lineidae. The transcript has 11 exons. The record is from RefSeq and is a predicted model, not a curated record. The coding region runs from base 1 to 3738 and encodes 1245 amino acids.